AUGUUUAGGCUUGCGGCUGCGUUGCUCGCAAAGAGGAAGCCGCUGAAGCCACCGCCAAGGCGUGGGCGGGCGGCGGCGGCGACAACUGCAGCGCGGCGUAGAACAAAGUCACCCGCAAAACAGCGUUCGCCGUCGCGGACGCGAAAGCCUGCAACACGUACAAGGAGGGGGGCGACGACGACGACGACAGCGGCAGCGACGGCGACAGCAGCAGCGACGACGGCAGUGGCCGCCGCUGCCCUCAGCACCAGCGUCAGCAAUCACCAACACCACGAUAACCGAGGCAGCAGCAGCAAUGCUGGCGGCAGUGGCAGUAGUAGCACAGGGACUGAUAGCAAUGCGGUGGUUCCGGCCACAAAGGAGGGGCAGGUAGAGGUGAGUGAGAGGAAGUCGCCCUAUUGCCUCGCGACUGCGGUCUCCACGCUUGUUGUUCCUCCCGCUGCCAACUUUCUGCUUGAGGGCAUGAAGCAGACGCUGUCCCCGCCGCUGCAGCGGCCCAACGAUGGCGGCGCAGGCAACAGCCCCUCGGAGGAAAGCCGCUCCCCCGUAUCGCAGAUGGAGGAGUUUUACACCUCCAAGAAGGGUCCCCUCUUUGCCACCGCCGUGAUUGCUGGGACGAAUGCGGUGAAGCAGGCAAGUCAGCUGAUCCCGUUCUGCCACCCUGUGCGGAUUCAGAAGUGCUCCUUCACCUUUAGGCGACGCGUCGUUGCGGGCCUCAGUCGCACCUCCGCACUCCCGCAUCGGGUGGUGCUGCGAAAGCGCGUCAGCCCCCCGCCGCCGCCCAGCCGUGCCCGCGGGGAGUGCAGCGUGCUGUACUGCUUCUGCACCGUCGCGAGCGACGACUCCAAGGCGGGGGUGGAGAUGGAGGCGCUCACAGGCGCCAGCGUCGCCGGUCUGACGUUGUACGACAUGCUGAGAGGCCUGUCGGGGUCGCAGGAGGAUGGACUGAGCAUCGGAGAGUCCUUCGUGCUCGCGAAGCGCGGCGGAAAGAGCGACUUCACGAAGCUGCUCAUGUCGGAGCCGGAGGCCGCGCCGCAGCCACCGCCGUCGCCCGCAUUGGCGCCCCCGCCCAGUGCGGCCACUGGGCAGGAGGCGGCGGGGAUGGCCAGCGAGGGGGACGCGGCACCGCCGUCGUCUUCGCCGGCCUCACAGACGGCGGCGCAGCGCGAGAGCGAGGAGGGCGGCGAAGCAGACGGCAAUAACGACAGCGAUAGCGGCGACAAAAGCGAGCUUCGCCCACCCGGGAGCAGCGAUGAUGCCGCCGCCCACACGGAGCCACACCCGCAGACGGCGCGAAGCGGCACGCUGGGGGACGCUGUCACGCAGGAGGUGACGGCAGACGCCGUGGGGGAGCAAGGCGCCUGGUGGAAGUCCACGGCGCGCGAGAAGAAGCUCCAGCAGCUUAACCCCCGCAGAAGGUACGAGGCGGAACAGAACACGCCACCAACAAGGAGAGCAAAGACUGCGACGACACCAGCAAAGGCAGCGACGGCUACCACUACGCCACGAAGGGUGCAGCAGACAAAAACGCAUCCAACAAAGAUGAGCAAACUCAACUUGCAGGCGCGGCUCCAGCCGAGCGCGAAGGCGGCAAACAUUCGUCCGAAGCGCUCGGCCGCCCUGGCGGUGCGGCGCCGCGUGGAAAGCAGCGCGUACGACGACGGCGACGACGAUUCAGGUCUUGGCGAAGAAGAGUAUGACGAGGACGCGGAUGAGGUGGCGGCGGCGAAGGUGAAGGCGAGGAAGGGGAAACGUGAAGCCGCCGCUGCCGCCGCCAGCAACAAACAUGCCUCGCUGAGGAGGACUUCCGCCCACGCCGCCGCCGAUGUCGACGGCCACGCUGCCGACGCGGAUGGGGGUGACGACGAAUAUGAGGAGGCGGAGGCGGAGGAGGGCGCAGUGGACGCCUUUGCGGGGGCGGCGAGGAGGGCGUCUGCGGCACGGCACGAGAAGCGGCAGCCGCGGCGCAGUGCCCGGGAGGCCGCCCAGCCGCAUGACGCUGACGCCGAGGACGACAUCGAUGAAGGCGAUGAACGGCGCCGCCUCGAAGACGAAGCCGCGGAUGCGGCGCAGGGCGACGAGGAUGAGGAAGAGGAGGAUCGGCUCCCCGUCCGCCGGCAGCGGGUAGUGAAGAAGAACGGCAAGGCGCCGCCGCCGCCUCCGCCUCCCGCGCGCCGGAAGAGGGGCGACGCGGUGGCCCGGCCGGUGAAGCACGACAGCUGGGACAACGAGACGGAGGUGGAGAGCGACUUCGACCAGGACGACGAGGCGACGCGGGACUUUUUUGAGGAGGAGGAAGAGGUGGACGCUCCGCCGCCGCAUAGAAGAAAAAAAGCCGGCAAACCCGCCCGGGCGCAGCGGCAAAAGGCGCGACGAUGA
Trypanosoma conorhini is the source of this 2379-nucleotide messenger RNA. RefSeq names its product molybdenum cofactor biosynthesis protein. Bases 1 to 2379 code for a protein of 792 amino acids. Gene Ontology annotation, biological process: Mo-molybdopterin cofactor biosynthetic process. The record is from RefSeq and is a predicted model, not a curated record. Lineage: Eukaryota; Euglenozoa; Kinetoplastea; Trypanosomatida; Trypanosomatidae. The transcript has a single exon.